ACUAUAGUCUAUAUCUAAGCUAACAUUCCUCUGACUCCUUCCACUCCAGCUCCGUCUGUGUCUCUCACUCUCUCUGACUGGCCAACAAAAAAAAAAUGAUGAUUCUGCAGUAUUGUAUCAGUGCUCUGCUUUUCCCUGUGUGCCCACUCCAAUUCACGAAAACGGCACUCUAGAGAGAGAGAGAGAGAGAGGAUAACACACCGACUGUCCUCAGUUUCCGAACCGCCAAAGGCACAUACUUUUCUGUUCAAUUUAUGCUCUUUUGUCUUCCUUCUAGUUCUGCCAUUUUCUUUGUUUUGCCACCAACGCAGUUGAUUUCCGAGCAAUCUCGCCAAAACCCAGAUCAAAUUUCCUAAAAAAGUUCGAAAUUUCCAUCUGGGUCUAAUCGAAUUCAGUUUCUGAGCUGAAAGAUCCAAUUUUUGUUUUUAAUUUGAUCAGUUUGAUAUUUGUCUUCUUUCCAAUUCUGGUAAUUUCUCUCUGUUUUAUUCAAAACCCAAAUCCAAUUUCCGAAAGACCUUCAAACUGUCCAUCUGGGUCUAAUCAAAUUCAGCAAUUUUUUUAUACCAAAAUCUCUGUUUCCGAGCUCACAGACCGAAAUUUUCUGUUCCAUUUGCGCAGCUGCUUUUCAUCUUCUUUCCAAUUUUGGCAUUUUUUUUUCUCUGUUCUCAUUUAAUCAAUUCACAAAACCCAAUUCAAAUUUCCAAAAAAGCUUCAAAAUCCCCAUCUGGGUCUGAUCAAAUUCAUCAUCUUUCACCAAUACUGGGAUUUUCCUCUGUUUAAUCAAAAUCGGAGCAAUCCCCACAAAACCCAAAUCAAAUUACCAAAAAAGCUUCAAAAUUUCCAACUGCGUUCUAAGCAAAAUUAGUAUCUUCGCACAUUAAAUACUGCCCCCUACAGUAAUUAUGAUGCACGCGAAAUCCGACUCAGACAUGACAAGCCUAUCCCCAUCAUCACCCAGAUCACCCAAGCGCCCGCUGUACUACGUUCAAAGCCCCUCCAGGGACUCCAACGAUGGUGAUAAAUCCUCCACAAUGCAAGCCAACAGCCCCAUGGAAUCCCCCUCGCACCCCUCCUACAGCCGCCACUCCCGGGCCUCCUCCGCCAGCCGGGUCUCGGGCACUUUCCGGUCCUCCAAUUCCGGCCAGAAGGGGGGCCGGAAGCGCAACGAGAAGGGGUGGCCGGAGUGCAAUGUGAUCGAGGAGGAAGGCGACUACGGAGGGCUUUAUGGGCACAAAGGAGUUUCCAGAAGAUGCCAGAUUUGUGUUGCUCUGUUCGGAUUUGUUUUUAUUUUCUCUGUUUUUUGCUUGAUUCUUUGGGGGGCUAGCAGGCCGUACAGAGCAAGGGUUGAUGUUAAGAGCUUGGCUGUGCAUAACUUUUAUUUCGGGGAAGGAUCGGACAUGACUGGCGUGCCUACAAAGAUGCUGACAAUGAACUGUUCAGUGAGGAUGACUGUGUACAACCCCGCUACCUUCUUCGGUAUCCAUGUCAGCGCCACGCCGGUUAAACUAAUGUAUUCAGAGAUUGCAGUUGCAACUGGUCAGUUGAAGAAAUACUAUCAACCGAGAAAGAGCCACCGGACUGUGACUGUGAACCUCCAAGGGAUCAAGGUUCCUUUAUACGGGGCUGGGGCAAGCUUAGCUGUAGCUGAUAACAACGGAGGAGUUCCCAUGAUGCUGGUGUUUGAAGUCCGGUCACGAGGGAAUGUGGUGGGGAAGCUGGUGAGAUCUAGGCACCGAAGGCAUAUUUCUUGCAACUUGGAAGUCGGCUCUCAUAAUACCAAACCCAUCAAGUUAAAAACGAGUUCAUGUACUUAUAAAUGAGCACCGAAGGCGAAUCUCUCCAUCUUGCUCGCGGAGUUUUUUCAUGGAACGAGCACAUUUUUAUUUCAGUUAUCGUGGUUAUCGGUGUGUGAUGGUGUGAAGUGUUACUGUAUGCCUUCUUCCUUGUUAAUAAGCUUCAUCUUGUCAUGCAACAUUUCGCAAAUUUCUGCAGAGAGUGAUUAUACUAGUUGGAUCGACGAUAUCCAUCUUAUAUGACAGUAGUUUUUGUGUCCAAGUUAUUCGUUUAUGUAUGUCGAAAGUAAAGCUAGAGUGAGCAGAUGUUGAAAUGAGAAUAAGUUACUUGAA
This is a messenger RNA of Malus domestica (apple), 2126 nucleotides long. RefSeq lists its product as uncharacterized. Lineage: Eukaryota; Viridiplantae; Streptophyta; Magnoliopsida; Rosales; Rosaceae. The record is from RefSeq and is a predicted model, not a curated record.